AUGUUUUCUCAACUGCUUUGGUCUGCUGCCUUGACAGGACUGGCACGUCUUGUCCAGGCAGAAUUUGGUAUUGCUGGUGACCUGUUUCAGCUCCAGAACACCGCCUCUGUCAACAAUGCCAAGUUGUCGUGGGCGAUAGUGAAUGGCGCCAACGCCUAUCGCGUGGAGAGCACAAUAGGGGAAGGAGGAUCAUGGCAAACACUCGGGACCGUUCCAGGAAACACAUUCGACAGCUACAACCUCGCCGUAGGCUCGGCUUAUACCUUUCGAGUGACAGCACUCAAUGGCGAAACCGAAGUGGAUAAGUCCACUGCUGUACCACUUACUCCAUACACUCCGCUAAACUCAUACCUCGACUAUGACAAUACCAGUCCAUCUACCCUCCGGCGCAAGUCGGAGCUCUUGGUGAAUGGAGUGUACUAUCAAUACACGUACGAGACGCAAACGAAUGGAUCCUUCAGUCGGUUUGUGGAACAGACGUCAAGCGACGGCCUCGACUUCAGCGGUGACAAAACCGUCCUGACCAGCGAAAUUCUGUGCGCUCCAGCAAACUACUCGUGCAAGCUGGAGAGAGUCCAGUUCAGACAGCAUCCCAGCAGUGGCGAGUUCGUCAUGUGGGCACAUUAUGAGCGAUCACAAGAUUACGGACUCGGCUGGGUGGCUGUUGCCCACAUCAAGCCGGGAGCGAGUUCAAUGACAUUUGCUGGUGCAUUCGCACCCAACGGAGAUGAUUCCCGCGACAUGGCAUUCUUCGCCGAUGGCACUGACGCGUACUUGGUCACUAGCACCAACGUCAAUACCAACAACAACAUCUACCGUCUGAGCUCGGACUGGACCAAAGUCGAUUCCUUCCUCGUACAGGUGAACGCGGGCGGUCACCGAGAAGCGCCGUCGGUCAUCAAAUCAAACGGAUGGUACUAUCUGUUCACCAGUGGCGCUUCCGGCUGGCUGCCAUCGCAGCCCCAGUACAUUGCCGCCCAGGCCAUGGCGGGACCGUGGGGACCGCCGACCACGAUUGGCUCGACAUCCACAUUCGGUUCGCAGUCUGGAGGCGUCAACGAAUUCGGCAUGGGACAAUUCGCCAUGAAUGCAGAUCGCUGGUCAAACAACUGGCCGACCAAAGGCGGCCCCAACCGACAACUCAUGUUGCCCAUGGGUCUGUCUGCGCAAGGAGGCUUCGCAUCCUGCUCCUUUUACCACAAAGCCAAGUACUCGGAGGAAGCACCCGCGGGCCAAAACGUCUACGGCAUCCAAUCCGGCCAGAUCCUCUCCGUCGGCAAACCCGCCAGCUCCAGCGCAGGAGCAAAGGACAUUGCGUUCGCAAACGAUGGCAUCCAAACCGACGUCGACGCGACAUUUGUACCCAGCAGCGUGCCGUUUUGGUAUCAGAUUGAUUUACAACAGGCCUACAACAUCUCCCAAAUCGAUCUCACGACGAAAAUCGUUCCCGGGUCGGAUACGUUUUACCAUUAUAAUGUGACGGGAUCGUCGGACGGGAAAUAUUUUUCUCUGCUUCUCGCUGAUAUGCAUGAUAGUGUUGAUGUCGGGUUCAGUGUUGCCUUUGCGACGUCGACGGAGAAGGUGCGAUAUGUGAGAAUUUAUGUGGAUGGGAUUAUUAAUAAUGUGAAUGGGAAUGAGGCGGAUUGGACGGUGGGGAUUAAUGAGGUUACUGUGUAUGGUAGCUGAGGUGGGCAUACCUCCUAAAGUAAGGUGAGGUAAUAAAUGAAUGAUGCCAGGUAGAGAAUGAUGACUCCCCCAGCUAGGUAGAGUAGAUACUAGACUUUCAGCAGCCUUUAGGUAAUCAAUAAACAGUCUCCAUCAUCUACCAGAGGAGGGAGCGAAGGAGGUACUUGAAUCGCAUUUUCAAC
Messenger RNA from Sphaerulina musiva SO2202, 1868 nucleotides. RefSeq names its product glycoside hydrolase family 43, carbohydrate-binding module family 32 protein. The transcript has 2 exons. The record is from RefSeq and is a predicted model, not a curated record. The coding region runs from base 1 to 1686 and encodes 561 amino acids. NCBI's taxonomy places the organism in Eukaryota, Fungi, Ascomycota, Dothideomycetes, Mycosphaerellales, Mycosphaerellaceae. Gene Ontology annotation, molecular function: protein binding.